This is a messenger RNA of Colletotrichum godetiae, 1551 nucleotides long. Its product is annotated as unsaturated glucuronyl hydrolase. The transcript has 2 exons. NCBI's taxonomy places the organism in Eukaryota, Fungi, Ascomycota, Sordariomycetes, Glomerellales, Glomerellaceae. The coding region runs from base 1 to 1551 and encodes 516 amino acids. Gene Ontology annotation, biological process: polysaccharide catabolic process. Gene Ontology annotation, molecular function: chondroitin hydrolase activity. The record is from RefSeq and is a predicted model, not a curated record.
AUGGCGCAUCUCAGUGGACACACCUCUAUUCCGGUGGAUGACGUCUCGUCUCGGAAGGACGUGGCCUACGCCGAGUCUGACAGUACCACCGAGCUCAAUGCUGAUAGCGACACUAGCAUUUCAGAAUCAGGAGGCCGGUCUGUCACUACCUUGAGACGGAAGAUGGCGCAAUCAAAGCCAAUUAGAGAACAAGUCGGGGGCUUGUUCGAGGAGAACGUCACUGCCAAGAUCUUCAGGACAGCUGCAGAUGCACUUGUCAACAAUGAUCCCCCGUUGGCGUACCCAGAGUACGUCCUCCAGACUGGCCCAGAAGCCGGCAAGUACAUCUUGCGAGAGGCCGACUUCUGGACGUGUGGUUUCUUCCCGGGCAAUAUUUACUCCCUCAUUGAGAGACUGGUCAAGUUCCCUCACACUAUGCCCGGAGGGCAAGACAAGGCAGCUUUGCUGUCUAAGCUAUGGUCGCUUGGUGCCUCAUGGUCAGAACCCCUCCACACCACAGCUAAGCGCACGGAUACACACGACAUGUCAUUCAUGAUCCAGCCGUCAAUGAGAGUCAGGUGGGAGGUUGCCCAAGACAAGCAGGCUUUGGAUUCCAUCGUCACCGCGGCGAAGGCUCUCUACACGCGGUACAACUCGACCGUCGGAGCAAUUCGAUCCUGGGAUGUGCUGACACAGCACGGAGUUACCAUCACCAGUCAGACGGACGACUUCCUUGUGAUUAUCGACUCGAUGUGUAACCUGGACUUGCUUUACUACGCUGCAUCUCACACCGGAGAGCAGGAACUAUGGGACGCCGCCACAAAACACGCCAAGACGUUGAUCAAGUCAAACCUCCGCGUUGAAAAGGACUCGAGAGGACUCAUCAAGGAUAAUAUGUACAGCAACAUCCACGUCGUCAAUUUCAACCCCAAGGACGGCGAGAUCAAGGAGCGGCGGACGGGUCAAGGAUACGCCGCCGAGUCAACGUGGGCGAGAGGCCAGGCCUGGGGUAUUCUCGGCUACGCGCAAACGUUUCUAUGGACCGGCGAUGUGGAAUUUUUGGAGGUUUCCCGUGGGCUGGCAGAAUACUUUAUCAUGCGGCUGGAGACGUCACCAAAGUCGGUCGAAUUCCCCGUGGAAGGCGAGAACAGAACCAAGGGCCGAUACGUUCCGCUCUGGGACUUUGACGCACCGAUCGAGAACGAGGAGUUCCCUCUGAGGGACUCAUCUGCCGGUAUCAUCGCCGCCAACGGCAUGCUGGUUCUGUCUCAGGCUCUGGCUGGACAGGGUCACGCUAAGGAGAGCGCGAGGUACCGGGACAUGGCUAUUACGAUUGUGAAGGAUACUCUCGACUUCUCGCUGGCGACGGAGAAGGCUAAGUUUGUGUUUAGCAAUGGAGAGAUCUCAACUGCGGACGUUGAGGAGGGUAAGACCUUUGACGCCAUCUUGAAGAAUGCCACAGCGAACCACAACACGCGGGAUCACAAGAGAUACUGGGACCACGGUUUGGUUUACGGUGACUACUACUUGAUCGAAUUCGGCAACAGACUACUGAAGAUGGGAUUGGUGUAA